Molecule: messenger RNA, 440 nt
Organism: Staurois parvus
Lineage: Eukaryota; Metazoa; Chordata; Amphibia; Anura; Ranidae
Source: the annotation of a GenBank genome assembly
AUGGGCCCCUGUACCGCCUCCUCAUGCUGCUGCCAGGCCCCUAAUCUGCCAUGGGCCCCUAUACCGCCUCCUCAUGCUGCUGCCAGGCCCCUAAUCUGCCAUGGGCCCCUAUACCCGCCUCCUCAUGCUGCUGCCAGGUCCAGAGUCUCUCAUGGGUCCCUGUACGGCCUCCCAUUGCUGCUGUCUCCAUCGCCACACUCUGCCAUGUGCCACUUUCAGGUCUCCUCACACACUGCUGGUGUGUUGAAUUUUUUGACAUAGGGUGCUGGCAGAUUACGGGCCUCCUAUAGUUGCUGCCAGGCCCCUAAUCUGCCAUAGGCCCCUAUAUACCGCCUCCUCACUGCUGCCAAGGUCCAGAGUCUCUCAUGGGUCCCUGUACGGCCUCCCAUUGCUGCUGUCUCCAGCUGCCAUGUCCACUUUCAGGUCUCCUCACACACUGC